CUCCCCCUCUUCCUCGGGGGUGGUUCCAGGGAAAGGAAGGCGGGGAAGAAGCCCCGAGAAGCGAGGAAAGUGCUUUAGCAGCCCUUGGAGAGAGAACGAGGGCCGCCUAAGAAGCCAAAAGCAGCUCAAUACAGGACGCAACGCAGGCUGCUGCUUUGCAAAGUCGGAUGCUUUUUUCAUUUUCAGGCUGCUCCAAGGGAAAAGCUUUGGGCCCGUUUGGCCGGUAUUGCAGCGAUUUGGGACCGGAUUUUUGCUCCUGCUGGGGAGGGCGAAGGAUAAGAAGGAGAAGGAAGUGGGGAAAAGUGGAAGCGGAUUGGAAAUGGUGAGAGCAGGAAAUAUUCACGCCUCCCUCUAAACUCAGGCGGGAUUUCUCCUUUGUUUGGAAACUUACAUUGCAAAGCUACAGCUAAAAAUAAUCUGUCGCCAGGCUAUACAGAUCAACAGGCGCCUAUGGAAAGAUGAUGUGAUGUUGGUGUUUACUUUCAGCUAGGAUAAUGGGCCCACUAAAACUUUGCCGUGUGAUACCAACUGCUCUGAAAGAUAAAUGAAUUUGGAGAAAAUCUAAAUUAACUAAUGAUUUCUGAAAAUAUAAGAACUAACAACACGAUGGACUGGAACAUGAGCUCAUCUGACUCCAACUUGCAGGCCAAGAAAUUUGAAUUCCAGGGUCUACCUUUGGAACAGCAAUUUUCUGCAACACAUGGCUUUUCUCAAGACCAUGCACCUACUCAGAAGAUUUGUGUUUAUCCUGGAAAUAACCAAACCGUAAAUAGUCCAUCUAAUCCUAUGACUGCAAAAAAGCUGCCUUUACACAAUACUGGAGCUACCAGUGCCUUACAGCCAAUCCAUCCUAGUUCGAAACGACCAAUAGCUGCUAAAGGUUUGACUCCAUCUUUGUCACUUGUCCAGAAGACACCUGGCGUCAUUCAGAAUUCAUUUGUGGUGGGAACUGUAUUACAUGGUAGUACUGGAAAUCCUGUACAAACUAUACCUCAACAAAGAAUGCUUCCAUAUACAGUUUUGGGAAAUUACAAUAAUCAAUCCCCACAAAUUUGUUCUAAUUCUGUAAGAACUCCAGGAUAUCGGCAAGUUUGCAAAAAUAAUUUGUCUCCAAAAAACCCGGCAGCAGUUCAAUAUUACGUGAAUGGAACUGUCUCUCAGAUGGGUGCCGCAGUCCCUCUUAAUUCUUCACCCAGCCAUUAUUUACAUUCUCAACAGAACUUUUCUUGUGUUAUUCUCCCUGUUGGACAAAAUAAUCCUAAACAAAUAAAUGGCCAGAAUUCAAACAUGACAGGAACUGUACAGUCACAGCAGUAUGCUUCUGAUCAUAUAAAUCCUGCACCGUACAAUGUAUCUACUUAUAAUCACAACAGAAAUGCAACUCAGAUUUCACCAUGCAGUGUGCCUAAUCAAGUUACCAAUAAAAACCUGCAAGCACCACCACCCUAUUCUGCCCAGCCUAUACAAACCAACUAUGGACAGUUUCCAUUAUCACAACCAGUUGCAAAUACGUCUGCUGAAAACCUGCAGAAUUAUCAUAAUCCCAUACCAAAUCUAAAUGGUACUUCAUAUUCUGCUUAUUACAACCAGAAGGGCCAAAUCUCUAGAGAAACAAAUACAGUGGGGAGCACUGCCUAUAAUAUAAGUGAACAAGGAUCUGAAAAUCAGCUUUCUAAUGAGCCAAAAAAAUCAUCAGUUGAUUUCUGGGAGAACCCGUUAAACAAUGUGCAAGCAGCAAGAAUAGGUUGUGCUGAUGGAGCCUUAACACUACGGACAAGUCAAACUUCAGAACCACCAAAGAAUCUAAUCAGUCAAGAAAACCUUUCUAUAACAUCCUCUAACAAUAAACCUAAAAUAACAAAAGAGAGUCUAGAAGUGGAUUAUAAAAAACUUCUGAAAAUAGAAUAUGCCUUGUUAAAGCUUGGGGAAAAUUAUAAGAGAAAGUGCAAAAUGUUUCUGUCUGCAGAACAGAACGAACAGGCUGCUGCUCACAAUCAAAAUCUUAACCAGUCUUCUCCUGGUAAUGUCACUCAGAAUCAGCCUUCACAUGUUGCCAAUCCAGCACUACAGUUUUCUUCACUUGAUGCCACUCAGAAUCAGUCAUUUUCUCCUGCUUCCUGUGAUUCUAAUCAGAUUAAAGAUAUUCCCUUAUUACUAAAGAACACAGAUGCUCACUUAUUGCCAGUCCUACGGAGUUUACUUCAAGGUACUGCUGAUGAACAUAUGAUACUUAGUUCUUACUUCGUAAAAGACAGUACAGAUCAAAAUAAACAAUUGGCCAUUGAUGGAAGCUCAUCUGGCAGUAGUGGUAAAUCUGAAUACAAUAUUAAAAAUCCUGUUAGCACUCCUAGUCCAAGAGCCCAACUAUCUCAAAUGAAUCCUACCCAAGAGCCUUUGCCACACAUGAAAAAUAAUCAUGCAUUUAAUAAUUUUAAGAUCAACAAAGAUGCAAUAGAAGCUCUUCGUCAUCUCUUUAAUCGCAAGCCUCAGAAUUUAGUUCAAAGUUCAGCUACUUCAUGUGAGUCUUCUUCAUCAAUAAACAAAGCAGUAAAAGAAAACUCUGAAAUAUCCCAUCAAAUGCCACCCAUAUGUCCUACAUUGAUGCAAAAGUCUGUGAAAAACAUUAACAUUGAGAGUGAACAUGUUUCUGAUGCAUCUAGUUCAGCUGUCCAGAAAGAGAACCACAUCACCUCUGCAGAUUCAUGUAGAAAUGGAGGCGUUUGUUCUUGGGAGGAGCUCAAAACAAGUCUUGCUUUAUGGAAGAAGAGUCUUCCAGAAUCUCUCAAUGAACAGACAUGUGAAAGUACACAAUCAUCUGUUGGUUUGCCUUCCGCAGAAGGUGGAAAAGGUUAUAAAAUGAUACAAAGUUUGCAAAACCACACCAACGAAUAUAUUCAGAAUGACCAAACUCAAGUUACAUUUGAGUCAAAUGGGACAGCUCAGACUUCUGUUCCUAUAUCUCGAAAGACCCAUGAAGAUGCAAGUUCCAACCUGCUAAAGGGUGCUGAACCACAAGUAGCUAUCGUUACUCCUUUAAUGAUGUCAAAAGACUAUGUUCAAAUUGCUGUACAAAAUAAUAACCCAGUAUCACAAAAUCUUAAAGAGAUACAAGACACAAGUUCUUCACCAUCUGAGCCAAUUAAACACUGUGAAGAUUUAGAUAUAAAUCGUAAAGAAAACAUAUCAAGCCAAGAUAGUGGCAUAGUCAAAGUUGAAACUCAGAAUAGCUGCUGCUUUGAGCUAGGUCAAGUAAGAAAUAGUCACUCUCCUCCAGAAUUAAAAAACCUAAAAUCCGAACCGGAUUCAGGAGAUUACUUUCCACCUGACAACCAAGUUUCUCAAAAAUGUGUACUACCCCAAACUAUUUCAGAUUUGAUAGAACCAAGAGAUAAUGAUGAAGUUGUACAGAAUGACACUGUCUUACAAAUAUCCAGCGUGUGCAGUCUGGUAAAAGGUGAUGCAUGUUACAAUUCCCAGAUCGCUAGUAUCUUUAGUACCAGUCCUUUGACAUCUACCAUGGAAAAUGACACUACUUUGAAUGAUAGUGUGCCCUCUCUUCAGUGUAAAGAUCAGCAGCCUGUUAUUCUGAAAACUGAACCUGAAUCUGAAAUAAGCAUAAGUGUUACAGAGAGAAAUACCUUGUUACCAUCACCAUCCACUUUAACAAAGGCUGUUAACAACGCAUUAAAACAAGUACCAGCUUUAGAGAUGGAUCAAAGUUACAAGACUGCAGAUGAGAUGAAUGAAAGAAAUUAUGAGGAAGGCAAGAAAAAAGAAAAGAAAAGUAUGCCUUUUCCAGAAAAUAAGCUUGAACAAAAUGUAUCUGGUAGUGAUGUUUAUAUUUCAGAUUUCACCAGUGAUACCCAGGAAUUAUAUCACAAUAAAUAUGACCAGCUCAGUUCUAGUGUUGCAUAUGGCUUGGGUGGUAUUGGCAAAGAGGGUACUGCUGAAGAAAGUAAAAAACAAGUACCAGCAUUAGAGAUGGAUCAAAGUUACAAGACUGCAAAUGAGAUGAAUGGAAGAAAUUCUGAGGAAGACAAUAACAUAGAAAGUGAAGGAAUACCUUUUCCAGAAAAGAAGCAUGAACAAAAUGUAUCUGGUAGUGAUGUUCACAAUUCAGAUUUUGCCAGUUAUACCCAAGAAUUGUGUCAAAAUCAAUAUGACCAGCUCGGUUCUAGUGUUUUAGGAGGUGUUGGCAAAGAUGGUACUGCUGAAGAAAAUGAAAAACAAUCUGAAAGCAACACGGAAGCCCCUGUAACUUUUCUAAGUGAUCAACUGGCUGAACUUUCAGAAGAAUUUCCUUAUGGACUUGGCUAUUUGAAGACAUUCAGUGAAACAGAAAAUAAUGAUCCUGUGCCUAAACUGAGUGAUCCUGGAAAUAGUGGAAACCUUCAGAGCUCAGAAAAAUUUCCCAAUUCCUCUGACGCAAUAGAUCAAAUUCAAAUAAUACUGGACUCUCAACCGUCAAACAAAGUGCUUUCUGAAGACAAGCAACACUUCUCUAACAAAUCAGAAAACUCUGAAAGUGGUUAUCUCAAAACAGAUUCAGAACAUAAGUUGCCAAGAGAGAAUGUUAGCCUGAAAACUGAUCAGGCUAUAGAUAUUGAAACUGGAGUGACCUCAUCAGAAACACCUUUAAGAAGAGAAAAGCAGAUAUAUUGUUGCUUACAAGGUUGGCUGGCUUCCUCAUGUGCAAUGGAGCCUUGUACAUGCAAGCAAGUUAAAGAAUCUGAUUCCAAGCAAGAAGUGGAUCUUUGUUUACAGUCUGAAACUACAGUGAAAGAUAGACCAAAAGCCAGUGAAAAUUGUAAUGUUGACUUUAGAUUAAAUAAUCAAUUGUCAAUUUCUACGUUGGAUACAGUUGCCAAGAACCUUUCUUCAGAAAUGCAAUGUGACAGAACCUUGAAUAAGAUUUCUGGACACACAAAGGCAAAGGAAAACAAGCCAUACACCAGAGAUCAAACAGCUCCUCUACUUCCAUCUUCGGAAAAGCUAACUUGGCCAAAACUUGAACAAACUAAUGUGCACCCAGAGAAAGAGUUGUUGCACCAUGUACCUUCUCUGCCCUUAAAGACAGAAAUGGAAGCAGUUGAAAUAGAUAUGAGGCGAGACCAUGUAGACGCAAGAAGGAAUUCAUCUACAGCUGAAGCACAGCAUCUUUCAAACACAGAAGAUGUAAAUGCUAAAAAUCUCUGCAGAUCUGACUCCUCUAGCAAACAAAGAACUGAAAAACGAGAUGUAAAAUUAAAGACAGAUGCUGUUCGACACAGACCUAUAAUAAAUAGACACAAAACAAACGGCGAAAGAUAUAAAAUUAAGUGGGACUCUAGUGAAACGCACAUGAUUAAGGGACCCAUUUCGAAUAAGAGUUUGAAAAGACAAAAGGCAAUGGAAAGAAAGCGUAAAGCUUUGGCAAUCCACUAUAAUGAUGCCAUAAAUGAUUCAAACGUAAGUGGUAUUGGCUCAGAUUUUAAGAAGCAUGAGAAUCCCCAGUGUAUGCCUACCUCACAUUCACAAGAACAUUUAAAUGGAAAUAAAUUUAUAUUAGAUUUGGGGAAAAAAUUUGGAUACAAGAAAGCAAAACAUAAAGAACCAACAUCUUCCGAGUCUACUGAUCGCCAUUCUGAGAGUACCGAAAACCAUUCUGAGUCCACUACACCAAAAAUUAAAAAGGUAAAUUUGGAAAAAUAUGCUUAUUCAAAAGACAGACAGAAUGCUUGGAAAUGUAGAAGUUCUCAUUUAGAGAACAGCAAAACUCUGACACCACAAAAACAAUGGAUGCAACCCCUCAAAACAUCGAAAAUGCUUUCUCCAGGCAAAGAAGCAAUGAUAGAUGCGACUAAAAGAGAAAAGAGGGUUGAGAGAUCUCUUUCUGAUAAAAUGUCUUGUUUUAGUAGAAGAACUGGUAAACUGUCCAUAUCUCUUCAUAGGGAACCAAAAAAAACCUACUUGAACCGAGUUGCAUUCAAACGGACAACGCACAAAACUAUUUGUCUAACAAACCUAGAACCAUGGCAUUCUAGAUCAGAUUGGCAAGUGAAAUCAAGUAGCUUUUCUGGAUGGUCUCAAGAUAACAGCAAAAGCGGCUCAUCUCCCCAGAAGCCUGAAGAAGACAAACCAUCAAUUCAGUUCAAAACCUGCCCAGAUAUACUGUUUAGAAAUCCAGUCACUGAAGAACAAGUAUUAGAUGAAGAAAACCCUUCUGAGAAAGGCAGAACCCCAGUCACAGCUAUCAAAAGUAAAAGAGAAGAUUGGAUAAUGGAUGCUCCUGCAAAAAGGAAAAAAACAGAGGAAAAUAAACCUCAAGUUGAUGAAGAAAUCCCACUUGAAACUGCAAUAAAAUUACUGGAAAGAAAUGAAACAUUUGGUAUGCCUCUGAAGGAAACAACAUAUGAGACCUAUAGGAAAAUGCACCUGGAAAAAAACAGAAGCUUGGAUAACAGUCCUGUGACUUAGAUGUCUGUAAAUUUCAGCAAUUCCUUGAGCAUGUUUCCUGGAAGAUACACGCUUUCAUCUUAUUUCUCCGAAGCCAUCAGAACUUUUAUAUAUGUAAUAGAAUGUGACUGAUCAAUUGGAAACUGUAGAAAUAAAGUUAUUGAAUAUUUCUACAUGUUAUAGGUUUUGUUAAUAUUCAAAAUAUGUUUCCAUCUAUUUAAAUUGUUGUUUUUUUAAUUGUAACACAUCAAAUAUGUCAUACUAUCCAAUUGAUAAACACUUUCGGUGUUUUUCCAUUGUAAUUUCAUCAGGAUGAGAGCACUGCCACCCCAAUGAUAACCCAGGAAUGUUGGCCUGGCCUCUUGCCCCUCAUAUUUUGUAUUUCAUGUUUCCUUCUUUUGGGGAGGGGGGAGGGGGAGGCAGUUGAAUAAUCAACAAAAGUAGCCAAGCCUCUGCAGUAUUUAUUGCAGGCUUUGGGGACUAUGAAUGCUGCUACCCAGUUUAUCUGGUUCAUAGACUUUAUCAGAAAGCUGCCUUUUAUAUUGUGUUUCAUUUCAGUUAUUUGAUAUAUGAAUUUAUGUGUGCUGUUUCUAAUUAAAGAAUGCAAAGGUUAUUGUUACAUAUUUGUACUCUGGUUAAAAUGUUAAUGGAUUUGGAAACCCAACAUUUUGACCAAAACUUCAUUGAGGGUCCAGAUUUUAUUUGAAUUCUCAUUCAGUUAUUUAAGUUGUACACAUCUUUCCAUAAGCUAUAUUAGCUCACUAAUUCAAAUUUGUGCCCUAGAAACUGUUAGGCUGUUGAGUAUUCUUUCAUAAGUACAUUUUGUAUUUUUUUGGUAUUUUGGAAGUUAUUUUGUAAUUUUGUGGCAUUUGUAAAUCUGUCUUUUUGCAAUGUACAGUUGCACGCAAAUGCACACAAGAAUAAUAGAAUUAAAAGCACAUUUAUUUUUC
Messenger RNA from Anolis sagrei ordinatus, 7385 nucleotides. RefSeq names its product retroelement silencing factor 1 (gene RESF1). Gene Ontology annotation, molecular function: histone methyltransferase binding. Gene Ontology annotation, cellular component: nucleus. NCBI's taxonomy places the organism in Eukaryota, Metazoa, Chordata, Lepidosauria, Squamata, Anolidae. The record is from RefSeq and is a predicted model, not a curated record.